Neolamprologus brichardi is the source of this 3386-nucleotide messenger RNA. It is a transcript of the gene lrrc8c, whose product is annotated as leucine rich repeat containing 8 VRAC subunit C. Lineage: Eukaryota; Metazoa; Chordata; Actinopteri; Cichliformes; Cichlidae. The record is from RefSeq and is a predicted model, not a curated record. Gene Ontology annotation, cellular component: cytoplasm. Gene Ontology annotation, molecular function: protein binding.
UGCUCUGGCAGAGGAUCUAGGAAGGUUGGCGGUCAGAGGCAGGAGAAAAGGCGGCCACGCACAUCAUGAUCGGAGACUUCAUCGCUUGAAACCCGACAACUCAGAUCUUCGAGUCCAGCUCCCAUCUCAGAGAAGGCACCAUGAUUCCUGUGAUGGAAUUCCGGCAGUUUUCUGAACAGCAGACAGCGUUCAGAGUCCUGAAGCCGUGGUGGGAUGUGUUCACUGACUAUCUGUCUGUAAUGAUGCUCAUGAUUGGCGUCUUUGGAUGUACUCUUCAGGUAAUGCACGAUAAAAUUAUAUGCCUUCCUCAGAGAAUAUCAUUGCCUUCAGACAACAGCAGUGAAGUAGGAUUGAAGUCACCAUUACAUCUGCAGUCCAACACCUCAACUGUACCAACAGGCCUGAAGACCAAUCUAGAUCUUCAACAGUACAGUUUCGUCAACCAAAUGUGCUAUGAGAAUGCCUUGCAUUGGUAUGCCAAAUACUUUCCCUAUUUGGUGCUCAUGCACACUUUAGUUUUCAUGGUGUGUAGCAACUUCUGGUUCAAAUUCCCUGGCUCAAGCUCUAAAAUAGAGCAUUUUAUCUCUAUGCUUGGCAAGUGCUUCGACUCUCCCUGGACCACACGAGCUUUGUCGGAAGUGUCUGGAGAAAAUCCAGAAGAACAGGAUCAUAAAACGGGCACCGCUUCUAGGUCUAACAUUCCUAUGUCUCCGGGGGAAGGCAGCCUCGAGAAGACGCAGUCCCUCCGUUCUAUUGCCGAAAAGAUUGUUGUUGACCAGCCAUCAGCAAGUGUUCUUGAUAAAAAGGAGGGUGAACAAGCUAAAGCUCUGUUCGAAAAGGUGAAGAAGUUCCGUUUGCAUGUUGAGGAAGGAGAUAUCCUUUACCUCAUGUAUGUUUGCCAGACUGUAUUCAAGGUGUUUAAAUUCCUUGUGAUCAUUGCUUAUAACAGCGCUCUAGUAAAUAACGUAAAUAACACAGUGCGUUGCAACGGUAUCGAGGCAAUCCAGAACAUGACAGGCUACAAAGUCUUUGAAUGUAAUCACACCAUGGCUCAUCUCUUUUCUAAGUUGUCUUGCUGUUACCUGUUCUUGGUGUCUGUCUAUGGAUUAACAAGCCUCUACACCUCCUACUGGCUGUUUUACCGCUCACUGAAAGAAUACUCAUUCGAGUAUGUGCGACAGGAAACGGGCAUCAGUGACAUCCCAGAUGUCAAGAAUGACUUUGCUUUCAUGCUUCACAUGAUUGAUCAGUAUGACCCACUGUAUUCCAAACGAUUUGCAGUUUUUCUCUCCGAAGUCAGUGAGAACAAACUGAAACAGCUCAGUCUUAACCAUGAGUGGACUGCAGAGAAACUGCGUCAGAGACUCCAGACCAACUCCAACAACAAACUUGAACUACAGCUGUUCAUGUUCUCUGGUUUACCCGACACUGUCUUUGAACUGACAGAGCUGCAAUCACUCAAGCUGGAACUAAUCAACAAUGUCACCAUCCCUGCCUCAAUCUCACAGCUGCAAGAUCUUCAGGAGCUGUCUCUUCACCAGUGCUCUUUAAAGUUGCACACAACUGCUACUUCCUUCCUCAAAGAGAACCUGAAAGUGCUUCGUGUGAAGUUCGACGAUAACAGAGAACUUCCAAACUGGAUGUAUGGCCUGCGAAAUUUAGAGGAGCUCUAUCUUAUUGGGUCCCUCAGCUCUGAUGCCUCCAAGAAUAUAAUUCUUGAGUCUCUGCGGGAAAUGAAGUGUCUCAAAAUACUCUCCCUUAAGAGCAGCUUAACCAAAAUACCCCAGUCGAUUGUGGAUGUUUCCAGCCAUCUGCAGCAAUUCUAUUUGCACAACGAUGGCACUAAGCUAGUAAUGCUCAACAACCUGAAAAAGAUGACAAAUCUAAUAGAGCUGGAGCUAGUGCGCUGUGAUCUGGAGCGCAUUCCGCAUGCAGUCUUUAGCCUAACAAGUCUGCAAAAGCUUGACCUGAAAGAGAAUAACCUUCGUUCGAUAGAGGAAAUUGUCAGCUUCCAGCAUCUGCGGAAGCUCACUUGCCUCAAACUCUGGUACAACAGCAUCAUGUACAUCCCAGAGCAUAUCAAAAAACUCGGCAGCUUAGAGCACCUCUACUUCAGCCACAACAAGAUUGAGAUAUUGCCCUCACACCUGUUCUUGUGCAACAAGCUGCGCUACCUGGACCUAUCCAACAAUGACAUCCGUUUCAUUCCUCCAGAAAUCGGAGUUCUUCAGAGCCUGCAGUACCUUUCUGUCUCUUGUAACAAAAUUGAAAAUCUACCAGAUGAACUGUUCUUUUGCAAAAAGCUGAAAACGCUAAAGCUUGGCAAGAACUCGCUGUCCAAACUCUCGCCAAAAAUAUCCUAUCUAGCUCUUCUGACCUACCUGGGGCUCAAAGGCAACCACUUUGAGUUCCUGCCACAGGAGCUUGCUUUCUGUCGCGCUUUGAAGCGCAGUGGCCUUAUAGUUGAGGAGACACUGUUUGAAACUCUGCCUUCAGAUGUCAGGGAUCAAAUGAAGGCUGAGUGAGAUGCCUUACUGUAGCCGUAGUGCCUGCUGUUUGUUCUGUCUAUCAAUUCAGAGCAUUUGUUUAAUAUGAAGUCAUUGUUAUAUUUAAGCAUUAUAAACAUGCUAGAGAUAUCUUUUUGUUCUUUUGUUUUAUUAACUGAAGGAAAAUGACAUAUUCAUCUAUCGUCACAUUGAGUGUGGCUGCUGCAGGGACACUUUAUACGGCUACUACUCAAUCUUAAAGAGAGAGUUCCGCGUUAUGAGAAAGUGUUCCUUUUCUUUCUAAAAGUUUUAAGAAAAGUUUUAUUUUAGUCUCACAUCUGUCUAUUAAUCAGUAGUCACUGAUAUAGCCAGGUCAGCUCUUUCUCCCUGAAAUCUCUGAUAAAAAUAACUCUCUGCUGCCUCUAGCUUUAUAUGCAUAAAGUGAUAUUGAUUUUUCUCUUUUAUCUGUGGAGAGGGAAGAAGCUUAUUUCCCAUAUUGUUAAAGCCUUUCUGCAAAGCCUAUUUCCAGUCACUGCGUCAUGACUGAAUGUAAAUCUUCACAUUCAUGACCACACAUUUAUGUGUAAGCCAGUAGCCUUAGGCUGUACUGUAUAUAUUUAGAUCUAAGAGACUGUUACUUCACAUGGAUCACAGGAAAAUAGGAAAGUACUUAUAAAAUAUACAUAGAAUCUAGAAACUUAGAAUGAAACUAGAAUUAAACAGUUCUCUAUUGUAGGAAGCUGUCAUUUUAAAGUGCAUUAAAAGCCUGAAGGAUGAUGUCACACUGGUCUUUGUCUUUGUCUCUAAGUGUGAGCAAAAAAUAUGCAGCGUAAGAAAUAUGCAUUUUCAUGAACAGUAUUUUUAUGUCAUUGACCAAUAAAAUUUGAGUUUUUAAAAAAA